AUGGUGAAAAAAAAAAAUGCCACAGGGCGUCACAGGUGCCCUUUCACAGACAAGACACAAAAGUCUGUUUCUCACAUCGCAAGCAGCAAAGACCUGAUCCAGCUGGAUGAUGAAGCUGAAAGUGACACCUCUGCAGCUCCUCCACAGCCCCACAUAACCAUCCAAAGCCAGCAGGGAUUCCCAGACAGAGUUUACCUGCUGGCAUCAGUUAUCUAUCAGAAUAACCAUCUGGAAAAGCCUGCUGCACAACGGUUAGUGAAUUAUGGCAAAGAAAGAGGACUCCGGUUACCUGAAGUCAGAGAUGAGGAGAUGCAUCGUGCAGCUUAUGAGUUGGCCUUCAGCACACUAAAAUAUCAAGAACUGCUGGAGGACAUGAUGAUUGACAGCUGCUGUUAUCUUACUCAACCAAUGCCAGACGAACAGAUGAGCCUUGUUGCCGUCAUGCUCUAUGACUUCCAGAACAGGAAGUUCCUCCCUCGGGAAUGCAAGGUGGACUCCAUCAUACAGGAAGUUAGACAUGUGGAGGACUACCUCCUCAGGUUUAAAACCAAACUGGCUGCCUCUCUGGCCCGCUGCAGGAUCAAACAUGAUCUCUUGUCCAUUGAGUGUAUCCUGCCAGAGAGUGUGAAGAAGAAGCAGGAGAGGUCGAGCAACCUUCCGCUUUACGCAUGGGUCAACACGCUGAAGAGCAGUCUUGAUGAGAUCCAGGGUGUCCUGAAGAGCGCAGGUUUCUCUCAGGUCAAAUCGAUUGGGCGGUUGGAGGGCCAGACCUUCUGCCAGGAUCCCCACUGUGGGGAUAUACUGGUCUUCCCUGCACAGCUGAAAGCUCAGCUGUACUCCACCAAGCUGCUCAGCAAUCACAAACUCAUCAUCCAGGAUAAGUCAUGCAGCUUGGGCCCAAAUGCUGUGUGCUCCCUGCUACCAGAGGAAGGAGAUGUUCUCAUGGUGGGCUCCUUCUCCGGCCUCACUGUCUCCCACACUGCUGCCCUAAUUGCAGAAAAGUAUAAAGCCAACAGCAUCAAUUGGCCCAGCAUCUACGUUUGUGUCAACAACUGCACAGAUGCUCAAAGGGAGGAGCUGGAGCUCACUGUCUCUGCAAUGGGUUGCAACAAUGUGAGACUGAUACUGGAGGAAUUCCAAUCUUUGCACACCGGUGACAAGCGACUUCAAAGAGUGCGCGUUAUCCUGUUGACCCCCAAGUGUUCUGUGUCUGCAGUUAGCAACCCAGUUGAUUUCAUACUACAAGAAAAUGGAGGUAAUGAUUUAAACACAGGCCUGCUGCAGGACCUGUCCCAAGGCUCCAUAGCCCAAAGCAAACUGGAAUCCCUGGUAGCACAGCAGAGGAAGGAUAUUGAUCAUGCCUUGAUGUUCCCCAAAGUUUUGGCAGUAGUGUACUCCACGUGCUCGUCAUACCCAGAGGAAAAUGCGGACGUGGUUAGAAAAGCGUUGCAGCAAGCCCAGGCCCGUGCAGACCAGGAGGGGGAACCAAAACAAGCAAAGUUCAGGUCAGCCUCACUCUCUGCACCCCGGCCAAGCCCUUCCCCUUUCAUGUCCUCUGAGUGUGCAAAGCCCAUGGAUGAAACAGACAGUUUCUUCAUGCUGGAGCCAACAGAGCACACCAAUGGCUCCUUUCUGGCUGUUCUUACCAGACCUGAGCCAGCAGUCAAAGAGGCACCAAAUGAGGUAAUCGCCAGGGCAAAUGCAAAAGGCAUACUGGACAAACUGGGCUCCAACCACCUUACUAGAAAAGAACACCACGGAAAUAGCAGCAGGAUGAAAAACGCAGCCAGUGUUCGCACUACCCAGUCCCAGCUCUCUGUCAGCAUUCAGCCCAAGCAUCAUCAGACCAAGAGGAGUGACAGCGCUGUAGUCUGUGGACAUCAGGAUUUUACUAACAUGAAGCAGUCUUCACAAGAAAAACCCAAAUCACUGCGCUUGCAAGCCACAAAGGGCACCACAUCAAGCUCGUUCUCUUACUCCAGACCAGAAUACAACAGCUCCUCCUGUUCCUCCUCCAAACUAGAAAAAAGCUUACACACUGCUCCUGUCACCACCACUCUGCGUUAUUCUUCUUCUUCUGCCAGUCCUGCGGUCCCAGCGGCCCGCUCACGUGGACCUCAAAAGGAGGUGCUGAAACCUGUGCUCUUUGUCCUGCCUCCCGUCGUUCACUUCCCCAACUUUUUUCCACCCCAGCACAGCCGAUCCAGAUUCAGCCCCAGCAUCAGCUACAAGUGGAAGAGACAGACUCAGAUCGUUUCCUCCCGCUCCGGUGGCAGUCUCUCCAAAGAUGCUCAGGAAAUUCCCGUCCUCACACGUUUUGACCUCACAAACACAAAGAUGAGCAUAAAGAAGAGCUAACC
Pelmatolapia mariae (spotted tilapia) is the source of this 2360-nucleotide messenger RNA. RefSeq names its product putative methyltransferase NSUN7. Lineage: Eukaryota; Metazoa; Chordata; Actinopteri; Cichliformes; Cichlidae. Gene Ontology annotation, molecular function: methyltransferase activity. The transcript is spliced from 12 exons. The record is from RefSeq and is a predicted model, not a curated record. The coding region runs from base 1 to 2358 and encodes 785 amino acids.